AACCAAAAUUCUUUGACGUCUAUAAAACAAUCACCAUCGCCGUCACCACCUCCACCUCAAAUCCAACAACAACCAUCUCAAGCUUUACCUCAACCAACAACUUCUAAUCAAUGGGCAGUAGAUGAUAAUAAAUAUGCAAAUGGAAUUCCUGCACUUCCAACAAAUCCAAUUAUAGGAUAUUAUAACACUCAACAACAACAG
This is a messenger RNA of Entrophospora candida, 201 nucleotides long. The record is from the annotation of a GenBank genome assembly. NCBI's taxonomy places the organism in Eukaryota, Fungi, Glomeromycota, Glomeromycetes, Entrophosporales, Entrophosporaceae.